Molecule: messenger RNA, 384 nt
Organism: Tetrahymena thermophila SB210
Lineage: Eukaryota; Ciliophora; Oligohymenophorea; Hymenostomatida; Tetrahymenidae
Product: transmembrane protein, putative
Exons: 2
Source: RefSeq, a predicted model, not a curated record
AUGUGCUCGACUAGGAGAGGAUUUAUAUAGAGCUUACACAUUAGAGAUAUUUCAAAAAUAAUAAACUAACUGCAAAUCAUAUACAUGGCUAAAAAAAUAAGUACACUUCUAUUUGCUUUCCUGAAAUUCCCCUUAAAAUAAUAAGUAGCAGCUCCAACAAUCCCAGAAAAAGCGAAGCAGGUUAUAUAAAUUAUAGGAUAUAAAAAUUAUUUAGAUUUAUAGUCGUAUCUCAAGAUAUCUUAAGGCAUUUCGAUUGAGCAGACUACUGCAAAAACUCCGCAUAAUAUCAUUAUAAAAACUUGCAUAAAAAACUAAUUUUUAUUGGCUGAUUGUAUGAUAUUUUAUAAUUGCUUAGCCCUUUACUUUUCAGCAAUAUGUGUGUGA